GCCAGCUGGCACUCGCACACGCAGCCUCCUGGUGAAGUCAAUGGAUGGGAAACCACGGGGAGGCCACCUCUGGGGCAGGGGCUUCUGAGUAGACAGCACUAAGGACAGAGCCCCGUCUGAUAGGCUGACUGGAUCUGCAGUGGCAAGGGAUUUUGAAAGCUUCAGAUUGGAAACCUUUUGCCUUUGCAUUUAUGUUUAUAGAAGCGGGAAAGGCAGCUGCGUUGAAGACAAUGACUCACACGUUUUUGCUGUACUGCUUAGUGUUUCUCUUGCCCACAGAGUCCUGCAGGACAUUAUGCCAGGCUGCCAGCAAAAGCAAGGAGAAAGUGUCUGCCAAGCCACACGGUGCAUGUGAUGGGGUCUGUGUGGACAAUUCUCAUUGCAGUCAACCUUGCCCUCCAGAUACUCCGGGAAAUAUGGGGUUUUUAUGUAGGCGAAAUAAAUGGCACAAGAUCACUGAUACCUGCCAGACUCUUACCGCCAUCAACAUCUUUGAGGAGGAUUUAAAUACAGGUCCAUCAUUUGGAAGUAGCAUACACAUAAAUGAAUAUUCUGGAAAGUCCGAGACCAUUGCAGAUAAGUUGAUGCGGAAGUGUCCGCAGGAUUUGUCCUGUGUUGUUAAGAACAUUCAGCGUUCUCCCCAGAUACCAGGAAACAUCGCUGUCAUCGUGCAGCUACUACACAACAUAUCGACAAUGCUCUCGACAGAUGUGGAUGAAGCAAAGAUGAAGAGUUACAGCAUCAUGGCCAACCACAUUCUUGAUAGCAAAAGCAUCUCCAACUGGACCUUCAUCCCUGAGAAAAACAGCAGCUGUGUGCUGCUGCACUCAGUCAAUAGCUUUGCAAGAAAACUACUCAUAAAUAAAUAUCCCAUUGACAUAGCGGAUGCGUUUAUUCAUACUAUGUGCACCUUCAUAUCUGGAGAUAACAAUGGAAAGAAUUUAACUUUCUCCAUGAGAGUUAACGACACCCGCAAUAGUGUCACUGGGAGGGUGUUGAUCAGCAGAGAUGAAGCCCAGAAGGUGCGCUCUCCUUCUCAGGUUGUCAGCAUUGCAUUUCCAACCCUUGGAGCCAUCUUAGAAGCCAGUCUUCUGGAAAAGGUCAUCGUGAACGGACUUGUCCUGUCUGUCAUUCUGCCCAAGGAACUUAAAAGGAUCUCACUGGUUUUUGAAAAGAUCAGGAAUUCAGAGGACAGCAGGACACAGUGUGUUGGCUGGCACUCGUCAGAGAGCAGAUGGGACCAGCACGCCUGCCAAAUGAUUCAGGAAACCUCCCAGCAAGCUGUUUGCAAAUGUAGGCCAAGCAAGUUGUUUACCUCCUUCUCCAUUCUUAUGUCACCACACACCUUGCAGAGUCCCAUCCUGACUUACAUCACGUACAUAGGCCUGGGCGUUUCCAUUUGCAGCUUGAUCCUUUGCUUGUCCAUCGAGGCCUUGGUCUGGAGCCGAGUGACGAAGACAGAGAUCUCCUAUUUACGCCACUUGUGUAUUGCCAACGUCGCAGCUACCUUGCUGAUGGCUGAUGUGUGGUUCAUCGUGGCUUCCUUUCUUAGUGGUCCAAGGACACACCACAAUGGAUGUGUGGCAGCGACGUUUUUUGUUCAUUUCUUCUACCUUUCUGUGUUUUUCUGGAUGCUCGCUAAGGCACUUCUUAUCCUCUAUGGAAUCCUGAUUGUUUUCCAUACACUGCCCAAGUCAGUCCUGGUGGCAUCUCUCUUUUCCGUGGGAUACGGUUGCCCUUUGGUCAUUGCUGUUGUUACAGUUGCUGCCACUGAGCCUGGCAAAGGCUACCUACGGCCUGAGGCCUGCUGGCUCAACUGGGACAUGACCAAGGCCCUCCUGGCCUUUGUGGUCCCAGCGCUGGCCAUUGUGGUAGUAAACCUGAUCACGGUGACACUGGUGAUUGUCAAAACCCGGCGAGCUACCAUUGGCAGUUCCAUGUUCCAGGAGGUGAGAGCCAUCGUGAGAAUCAGUAAGAACAUCGCCAUCCUCACACCACUGCUGGGCCUGACCUGGGGAUUCGGAAUAGCCACAGUCGUCGACGAUAGCUCCCUGUUCUUCCACAUUCUCUUCUCCUUGCUUAAUGCUUUCCAGGGCUUCUUCAUCUUGGUGUUUGGAACAAUCCUGGAUCCAAAGGGCAGGAUGAAGUCAGUCUGAGCUAGAGGGCUUUGGUACAUAUAAACUGUGAAGACAAAACUUCUACCAGGCCUUGGAAGGUGAGUAACACUUUAUAUAGCAAAAGGAGAGAGGGAGUAGAAAUAACAAUAGAUUGCCUUGUGCAGUAGGAGAGAGUUAGGGAAAGGACAGGAUGAUCUGAAGUCAGGGGACUCAACUCCCACUGCUCUGUGUCUUAAUAGUUGACUGACUGCGUGCUACAUGAUCUCGGAGUAUUCAUUUCCCCAAUUGUACCUAUCUUACAGGAUUAUUUCUUGGAUAAAAUGAGAUGGCAGGUGUGAAAAGCACUUUAAAAUUAUAAAGCAAAAUAUAAUUGUUAUUUAUUAUUCUUAUUUUCUUGGUUCCACAGGUCUUUGCUGUGUUGUAUAGAAUUCCUUCCUUUUCCCCCUUUAAACCAUGGUUAGGGCCUCUAAAAAAGGAAGUUUAAAUAGUUGAAAAAAUGUGGGAAAUGUUCAACUCUUCAAGUACUCCCCCCCAAAAUACUCCCAAAGCUAAGAAUCCUCAAACUGGUGGCCAACUGUAUUUCUUAGCCAUUGGGUUCAUGUUCAAGGCCCUGAUUAUUAAUCCCCUAUAUUAGCUCCACUUUGCUUAUGUCUCCUACCUCCCCACCUUCUCCCAGACCACUUCACCAAGUUACUAAUCCCUCCAUAUUCCUCCAGCAGGACCUAGUAACACACUCCCCUUCUACAAUAUUAGCCAGGCCCCAAAACAUUGACUUCUUAUCUUUUAAUUCUUAAUUUUUUAAUCAACUAUCCAGAUAAGAGAAGCCUUAAAGAAUCGAGUAACCUCUGCAAAAUGGAUCUCCAGAA
Molecule: messenger RNA, 2983 nt
Organism: Myotis lucifugus (little brown bat)
Lineage: Eukaryota; Metazoa; Chordata; Mammalia; Chiroptera; Vespertilionidae
Gene: ADGRF2
Product: adhesion G protein-coupled receptor F2
Exons: 7
Coding region: 192-2156 (654 amino acids)
Biological process (GO): G protein-coupled receptor signaling pathway; cell surface receptor signaling pathway
Cellular component (GO): membrane
Molecular function (GO): G protein-coupled receptor activity
Source: RefSeq, a predicted model, not a curated record